GAGGCUUUGUGGGGGUGCAACAACGAAACAGCCAAAGCUCCAUAGGUGUUUUGAAAGGAGCCAACCAGGGAGGGAGCAGCCCAGGUGAUCCUGAUGGCGAUGUCUUUUGUGCCCAGCCGAGCCCAUUUCCACUCCAUCGCCACUUGUGAACCCUUCUAUGCUAAAUCUCCCUUCCCUUUCCUUGUUUUUUUCUCCUCUCUUAACGGUGAUUAUUUAUUUUUUAUUUAUUACUUUAUUAUUGGAUAUGCCAUCCUUACACUCCACCCUCACUGCACUUCUUCUCCCUCUCCAACUCUUCUAAGCCCCUUUUCACUCGAUCCAACGUUUCUCUAAAUUUUCAAGAAGACAGAGACCAGCCCUGGGUGACUAUGUAAUUCAGUCCUGUCAGAGGAUGUGAUUGGAUUUGGAUUGGCUGCUGGUCAAGUUCUUUUUGGUUUUGCAAACGUGAUCUUCGGUCUUAGUCAUGGACACUCGCAGCGAUGCAGAAAGCAGUUCCUUUUUAAGUUUGUCCGCGGCCUUGUCAUAUGGGAUUGCUUCGAUGGCCAUGGUUUUCAUCAAUAAGGCAAUUCUUAUGCAGUAUGCGCACUCCAUGACCCUUCUCACUGUGCAGCAAUUGGCGACUGCCUUGCUCAUUCACUUUGGCCGGCAAGUGGGUUACUCAAAAGCUAAAGGGAUUGAUAUCACGACAGCUAAAAGGCUUCUCCCUAUUUCUUUAUUUUACAAUGCUAAUGUGGCAUUUGCUCUUGCAAGCUUGAAAGGCGUUAACAUUCCUAUGUAUAUUGCUAUAAAGAGGCUCACACCACUUGCUGUGCUCAUUGCUGGAUUCUUUUCAGGAAAGGGAAAGCCUACAACUCAGGUGACCCUUUCAGUACUUUUGACUGCUGCAGGAGUUAUUGUAGCUGCAAUGGGAGAUUUUUCUUUUGACCUUUUCGGAUACAGCAUGGCCCUAACUUCUGUGUUUUUCCAGACCAUGUACCUUGUGUUGGUGGAGAAGUCUGGUGCAGAGGAUGGGCUUUCUUCAGUGGAGAUAAUGUUCUAUAACAGUUUUCUUUCUCUUCCAUUUUUGCUGUUUCUCAUCAUAGCGACAGGAGAGUUUCCAAAUUCUUUGUCAAUAUUAUUUGCAAAGAGCAAUUCUUUCUCUUUUUUGGUGAUCCUGCUUCUUUCAUUGGUUAUGGGCAUUGCCCUUAACUACACCAUGUUUUUGUGUACCAUAGUUAACUCUGCUCUUACUACAACCAUUGUUGGAGUACUCAAAGGCGUAGGGUCCACGACGCUUGGUUUCAUAUUACUCGGUGGGGUGCAAGUACAUGCUUUGAACGUUACCGGAUUGGUUAUCAACACGGCUGGUGGUGUGUGGUAUUCAUAUGCCAAAUAUAAUCAAAAGAAGAAAAAACCACCAAAACUGAUGCUGGAUCUGGAGGCUCAUCGAAAGUAAACCAACGUCGAGGGUUCCUACAAGGUUUCUAACUCCUGGUUUCUUUUCCAAGUUUCCAAUCCUGUCAUUCAUCAAAUGGAUCAUGAAUUGAUUAUUUAUCAAUCUUCCAUUCCUUAAGCGUAUUGAUUUAGUAGGAGAAUUGUCUUAAAUUAGCACUCAAGAACCCAACUCUUCCAAGUAAGGGAGGUUCGGCAGGGGCAAAGAAAAGCAACAAAAGGAUAUAGAAGGGAACAUGGUCUAUAAUAAUAUUGAUACAUUUAUUGCAUGCAUUCCCUCCUAUUGUGACUUGAUGCAACUUGUAUGCUGUCCCCACGUUUGCCUUGGGAUCAUAUCAUCAUGGAUAAUGUAUUCAUUUACUUACCUAACUCUUGCAGCAGAAAAAUCUGGAAGGGUAUCAACCCCAAUAAUUGUAGUAAUUCUUUACCUGUUACA
Messenger RNA from Theobroma cacao (cacao), 1867 nucleotides. It is a transcript of the gene UTR7, whose product is annotated as UDP-N-acetylglucosamine (UAA) transporter family. The record is from RefSeq and is a predicted model, not a curated record. NCBI's taxonomy places the organism in Eukaryota, Viridiplantae, Streptophyta, Magnoliopsida, Malvales, Malvaceae.